GGCAUCAAGAGGCGGUCCAUUCAAUUACACAGGUGGAGACUAAACAACAAAUCUUUGGUGAUGUGAUAUUGUGGAUCAUUCCAGAAGCCAUCUGUCCGACAAGGAGCACAAGAAUGCCGAGUGGGUUUUGAAGCUGUGUGGAACCUCACCUUAUCCAGAUCGUUCGCUAAGCCAUCUGUCCGAGAAGGAGCAAGAACUGCUGAGUGGCUUUUGAAGCUCUGUGGAAACCUCAUCUUAUCCAGAUUGUUUGCUAACUGAACUAUACAGAGCUCAUCCAGAUCAUCGAGCAUGGCAGAAAGUGCCAGAAAGAACGAAUCUGCAAAGGAUGUAAUUAUCAGGAGACAAAAGGCAUACAGAGCAGCUAUAAGUGUAGAUUUCCCCUGUUGUCUACUUGAAGAUGACGAGGAACUUGAAAUAUCCUUCAUCAAAACAACAUUUGUGGAAGAAGAAAAAAAACUCAAAGGGAAAACUGUAAAGAAUGCUCUGCGAGGAGAUGGACGUUUUGCCAAGAAGUUAUUUAAGAAGGACUUUGCUCUUCAAGAUGAAGCAGAUGGGAAGACAACCACACUCAUGACAAACCCUGUGAGUGAACUGGAAGAUCAUAAACUAUACAGAAUUGUUCUUAACAGCCCUGAUGUUAUGCCUGAUAGUCUGGAAAUGGUGGAUGACCUCGAUGAUCAAUCUCAAUCAGAAGCGGAUACGGCUGAUUCAUGUCCACAUUCAAACAUCUCAGAUGGUCGGUCCUCAGGAAAGGCCUUAUUGGCCUCUGGCAAAAAGGAGAUGACCACCACUUCAAAGUCAAAGCGUACAAACAAGGUGGAAAUUCUGGGAAAAAUACCAAACACUGGAGAGAUUUUAAACAUCCUACGUGAUCAAUAUGCCAGUUUGGUACAGCAUCUUAAAGCUCGUAAGGAUAUUAAGAGUGCUGCACAAGUGAGAGAAUUCCUCAGAGAGGAAUUUUCAAAGGAAACUCAGGGUUUCUCUGAGAUAAAAACUUUAAAAACACUCAUGGAACGAAGUGCCUCUGUCUGCCAGGUCUAUUACAAUAAGCAAGCAUUAGUAACAGGGUUUCUACUCUUUAAGAGAUUCAUUCUCACUAAUGCACAUGUCAUCACAGAUCAAAGCAAAAAAAACCUGUAUAACAAUCUAAGUGUGUCAUUCAGUUUUGAAGAUUUAGGCCCAGAAAACAAAAAGCAUUUUGCAUUGAAGAGAAGGCCUAUAGCAUAUGAAUAUGUGUAUACCCCGCAACAAAGUGUGGACUUUGCUCUGUUGGAGCUAAAGAAGUCUCCUGAAGCAUUGCCUCCACCACUUCUUCAACACUAUAGUGCUCCACCAGUGAGAGGGGGAGUCUGCGUCAUAGGUCACCCAGACUCCGGUGUUAAAAAAAUGGACACGUGUCUCAUUAUUGAGCGUGAAAACCAACAACAGGCAGCCGAGAAACAUGCAAAAGAAAAUUCUGAUUUUUUUCAAGUCAUUAAAGACACAUACUUUAACAGGAAACAAGAGCUUGAUGGCUCUCAAAUUGAGUACAACAGCUGCUUUUUGUAUGGAGCAUCUGGAUCCCCUGUCUUUGAUGAGCACUGCAAUGUAAUAGGUAUACAUACAGGAGGCUACGUGUACAAAAGAACGAAACCAAUAGGCAGCAUCCUUGAAUAUGGAUUCCCUUUACUGCCCGUUCUGGUGUCUAUUCUCAGACAAACAAAGGACAAACAUCAACAUGUGUGGGAAUCCUUUUUAGCCGAGAACACAAAACUAGUGAAGCAGUAUGCUGAGGACAUGACCUUUAGACCAGACUUGGGCAACCGUGCUUGGGAAAGUGAUCUGCAUGUGGACAGUUAUGAGGAAGAGGAUGAGGAUAAGAUUAAGGAAGAGGAGGAUGAGCACAUG
Messenger RNA from Alosa alosa (allis shad), 1887 nucleotides. Its product is annotated as serine protease FAM111A-like. The annotation marks the transcript as partial. NCBI's taxonomy places the organism in Eukaryota, Metazoa, Chordata, Actinopteri, Clupeiformes, Clupeidae. The record is from RefSeq and is a predicted model, not a curated record. The transcript has 5 exons.